UGGAAUCCUCCUCAAUCGGAUCUUCCGGCGGUCAGAUAGCGGAGUCCUCUGCUCGCAGGGCAUGUCCUGGUCUCUGGGUGAGGCUUAGUGGAUCUCUGCUGGACCCUCUGCUGUCCAGCAUUCCGGGGUCGCGCUGUCUUUACACUGAAGACCCAUAUUUUCUCUCACCAAAAAUCUCCAGAAAAUGGAUCCUUUAAGAAACGGGACUGAGUGUGAGGAGGACUCUCAGUGUGCUGAGGAGGAGGAAGAAGUGGAUCCGAGAAUCCAGGGGGAGCUGGAGAAGUUAAACCAGUCCACAGAUGACAUUAACCGCUGGGAGAGUGAGCUGGAGGACUGCCGUCAGCGGUUUCGCGCCGUGCUGGUAGAAGCAACAGUGAAGCUGGACGAGCAGGUGAAGAGGAUCGGACGAGCUGUGGAUGAUUCCAAACCAUACUGGGAAGCCCGCAAAGUAGCAAGACAGGCCCAGAUCGAAGCCCAAAAGGCCACUCAGGAGUUCCAGCGGGCGGUGGAGAUCCUGCGGGCAGCCAAGGAGACCAUAGCCCUGGCCGAGGAGAGGCUGCUGGAGGAGGACAGCCGCCAGUUUGACUCCGCGUGGCAGGAAAUGCUCAACCAUGCCACACAGAGGGUGAUGGAGGCGGAGCAGGCAAGAACACGGAGCGAAGCAGAACACCGAAAAACAGCAGCCAAUUACAACUCAUGUAUAAGCCACAUGAGGCAGCUAGAGAAGAAACUCAAGCGCUCCAUCAACAAAUCCAGGCCAUAUUUUGAACUGAAAGCCAAGUAUUAUCUGCAGCUGGAGCAACUUAAGCGUCAUGUGGAUGAACGUCAGGCCAAACUUGUGGUUGCGAAGGCCGACUACCGCGCAGCGCUACGCAACCUAGAGAGCAUCUCUGAGGAGAUCCAUGCCCAAAGACGCUCCAUCGCCAUGGGAACCAGGGAGCAGGGUGUCGGUGCGGAGGGAGACGCAGGCAACGAGGACAUUGCCAACUUCAAGAUGGAGUCCGACGGGCUGUCAAUGGUGUCCGUAUCAAUUGACGAGGAGGGCAGUCACAGUAGCAGCUCAGAGGAGGAGGCCGACACACACUCCACCUCCUCACCCUCCUCAUCCUCCUCUCAUCCUUCCACCUCUGCCUCCUCCCCCCCGGACAUGCCCCGCUCUUACCCCUCCUCCUUGCUCCACACCACCUGCUCCUACCUCUCCUCCUCCCCCCCCUCCUCCUCCGUCCUGUCCUCCUCCUGUCCCUCGGGCUUGGAGUCAGUGAGCCCCUGUGGCUCUCAUGACACGGACUCGGCGUGCGGUUCUGGGCACGCCUCGCCUCUCCUGGGCCCUCGCAGCCAGUGCAGCGGAGCUUCCUCUCCAGACUGUGACCAAGAGAGAGGUGACAGAGCAGAGGGAGCAGAAGCGACGCUAGAAGCCGGUUUGAACAAGCUAACCUUGACUGUAGCACAAAAACAAGACGGGGACUCUGAGGAUGAACAGGAUGGCCUGUACAUUAACCCCGACAUGUCCUCUCCUCGCUCUGCCUCUCCCAUUCUCUUACUCAAUGGUGUCUAAUGAAUGCCUGUCACACUAAAAACACUCACUGUGCCCAGCGCCAAGCGUCCGGACUCUGUAGCAGAGCACGUGGAACAGGCAGGAUUCAAGCUGCACACGCCAACCAUCCUGACAUUACGUGUCCAUAUUGUCUGAUGGUGUCAUGUUAAAGGUGCUACAGUGUUUGAACAUAAGUGCAUUGUUGUGAAAUAAAUUGUGAACAUAUGUUGUAAACAACUGAGAGCAGGCACAAGAGGAUAAGCCUCUAUGUGUAUAACUAGCACACUGUCAAAUCUGCCAAGUUGAUCCUACUUAAAAUAAUUUUGGAAAUUGAUUGCAUUGAAAAAGUAAAUGAUAAUAA
Molecule: messenger RNA, 1895 nt
Organism: Plectropomus leopardus (leopard coralgrouper)
Lineage: Eukaryota; Metazoa; Chordata; Actinopteri; Perciformes; Serranidae
Product: SH3 domain-binding protein 5
Biological process (GO): intracellular signal transduction
Cellular component (GO): cytoplasm
Molecular function (GO): protein kinase inhibitor activity
Source: RefSeq, a predicted model, not a curated record